Molecule: messenger RNA, 1139 nt
Organism: Bactrocera dorsalis (oriental fruit fly)
Lineage: Eukaryota; Metazoa; Arthropoda; Insecta; Diptera; Tephritidae
Exons: 2
Coding region: 126-791 (221 amino acids)
Source: RefSeq, a predicted model, not a curated record
CAUAAUCGCAUCAGACAAAAACUUGGCAAUGUCGCGUGUUCAUUAUUGCAUGGCAAUGCUUUUUUAUGCGCAACAUAUGCCAAACUUGUGCAUUGUUUUCAUUUGUGAUGCUUUAGUGGCAUUUCAUGGCGGCAAAAAGUAUACAAAAAACAAAAUAUAAAUUUGUGGUGAAAAUGGCGGAUUUAUGUGAAAAAAAGUGGACCCAUGACAGGAAGAAAUUACUUAUAGAAAUAAGAUUGAAGUACGAGCCAGAUUUCGUUGCAAAAAAAAAAAAGAGGAACACACUUUGGGAGCAAAUAAUGCGGGAUGUGAAGGGAAUAGAUAACACAUUCCCAUUCUCCAAGGACGAAAGUACCAGAUGUUUUGUAAAUAUAAUGGGCACCUACAAACGUAUAAAAAAACGCAACAACACAUCAUGGGAAGGCGCAACAAAUUGGGAAUUUUUCCAAACAUUGGAUGAAGUUUUCGGCAGCCGCAGUAGUGUCCUUGUGCCUGAUGCCAUGCUGGAAUCUUCCCUUAAUUCCUUAAUGCAAGAUUUAAGUAAUGAUCCACCCGAUAGCCCUACGGUGCUGGACUUAGAUGCAACAUUACCUAGUACUAGCACUCCAAGAAAUAAACUAACAAGAAAAAUGAAUGUGUUAGAGUUUUUAAACAAGGAAUCGGAAGAAGAUGCCAAAGUUAUGAAGAAAUUGCUGGACACGGAGGCAGAGAAGCUAGCAGUGGAGAAAGAAAAAUUGGUCGAAUUGAAAGAAAUUCGUACACUGUUCCAGAAAAUACUCGACAAAUCUUAGAAUUCGAGUAUGUUUCAUAUUAAAUUUUAAGUGCAAUGAAUUGUUUUUUGUUUAUUUUUUUUCCUAUAAGUGCAAAAUGAACUGACUGUGAUUUUAUUUUUAUUUUUUCUUUAUUGGGUUUAAUAAAGUUAAAAAAACAACUAUAACUUUAAAGUUUUAACUGUUUUCAAUUAGGCAGACAAUAGCGUGGCCAGUGCAUCCCUUUUUGCUUUUGCCUCCCUUUGUCCCGAUGUAGUCGUAUCUUCGACUAUUUGGGGCUCAGUAUGUGAGUUUUCUUCAUCUAGCCUUCAUUAUCAAUUAUUAUAUUAUGAACAAUCAUACAUGCCAUUGUAAUUAAUUUUGGCAUAU